This is a messenger RNA of Cinara cedri, 1894 nucleotides long. The record is from the annotation of a GenBank genome assembly. Lineage: Eukaryota; Metazoa; Arthropoda; Insecta; Hemiptera; Aphididae.
AUUGCAACAACGUUCGCAAUCACGUAUGAUUAGUGAUAAAAUAUUAAACUCUUCGGCAUAGUAAAUCAACGUAUACCUGUGUGAAGAAAAUUCAACGUUUUUCUGAUGGCCAAUCUUUAUAAGAACUAUUUGAACCUGUUGAAACAAUGGCCAGUGGACACCUCUAAAACUGGCAGGUAAAUAAUAAUCUAGAUUUCUGAUCCAUCAAAAACGAUUUUUUUGUUUUUCUGGUUGAUUUUGAAGACACAUAAUAUGUAUAUUUAUGGCAUAGUGUAAUAACUGAUUACUAACGCUGUUUAUUGGUCAUUUAGGGAUCUUGGUGAACACAUACGUAUACAAGUAGGAGCAGCUUUCAAGAAAGGUGAUUCUUUCCGAGGUGACGUCAGUGACUGUAUAAGAAAGCACGAAUCACUUCAACGUAUAGCCAACAAUUAUUAUUGCAACAAAUAUAAGCGUUCGAUCCAAUCAACAGCGACUGGGCUCACUGCUAACCAAUGUACAGUGGUAUUGUCUAAAGAUUCUUUAGAACUAUUGAAGAAAAAUGACAGUAACAUUAUUACGAACACUUUUCUUAAAAUCAAGAAUAAAAUCAGUCCGCCAGCUAAGCAAACGGCCUCACAAGCCAGUUCUACUGGAGGAAGCAAUUAGUUAUCUAUCGCCGCAAAAAGCCAAAUGCAUCAUAGAUAUGACGUUUGGUGCUGGAGGGCAUACUGAAAGGAUUCUGCAAGAAAACGAUUCAGUAGUUGUUUAUUGUUUAGACAGAGAUCCAACUGCAUGCGCUCUAGCAAAACAACUUUCCGAACGCUAUCCAAACAGGGUUGUACCUUUGAAGGGCAAGUUUAGUGAUUUGCCGUUUCUUUUAAAAACCUUAGGAUGUAAACCAAACAGUUUUGAUGGUAUUCUAUUUGAUUUUGGUGCAUCCUCUAUGCAAUUUGACACGGCGUCUAGAGGCUUUUCAAUUAGUAAAAAUGGCCCUUUAGAUAUGAGAAUGGAUCCCGAAGAACAGACCAUAACAGCAGCAGAUGUCUUGGCUAAAGCUGAUCAAUCAGAUCUGUAUAAAAUAUUCAAAGUUUAUGGAGAAGAGAAACACUCUAGGAAAAUUGCAAAUGCUGUAAUCGAAGCUAGGUAAAUAAAAUAAUUGCCAUUAUUAAAAGUAUCUAAUCUAAAAUUUCUUUUAGGUUUUAAGUUUAUGUUUUUAUAAUUUUAAAAUGUGAUUAUAAUAUUUGUAAGACAUUCAGUUUUAACAAUAUACUAUGCAUAUUUUAGGUAUUUAUUCAAACAUUUGAAAACUACUCGUGAUUUUUGUGAAUUGGUGGAAAACGUAUGUGACAACGAGAGAAGAACUGAUAUGUUACAGAGGCCAACACACCCAGCCACCAAAGUAUUUCAAGCGUUACGCAUAUUUGUCAACAAUGAAUUGAAUGAGAUUAACCAUGGUAUAUUAUUAGCAAACCGUUAUUUGAAAAUGGGCGGUGUCAUGGUGACAGUGGCUUUUCAUUCACUUGAAGACACUAUUGUGAAACGACAUUUGCAAGGUAACAUUGAUGAUAACACAGCCAAUAUUCUUCCCUUAAAGUAUAUUAAUCCGAUGCAAGCUUAUAAUAAAGAGUCUAUGGAUGCGGUCAAAGACAGUUAUUGGUAUCAAAUGCACAAGCAUGUAAUUACUCCAAGUGUUGAAGAAGUUGAAUCAAAUCCCAGAAGCAGAUCAGCGCGACUUAGGGCGGCUGUCAAAAUCAAAUAGAUAAUAUUUUAGAUUGCUUUUAUUUUUAUUCUUAUAAUGUAGAUAGGAUAGUUUUUAUUUUUAAAAUAUUGUAAUCAAGUUAUUUAAAAAAUAAAAUAAAAAUAAAAAUGUUCGUAUGAAAAAUAAUAAAGUUUUUUUUUCAAAAUGAUUUAG